CGGGCCUGACGUCUGUGGCGUCCCGCUCCGAGUUCGCUCUCCAUCACUGCUGGCAAGUGUCUGUAGAGCGGAGCGCGAAGGUCUCAGCGCUCGGGGCAGCUGCACCAUCCGCACCUGCGGCGACCUCCCGCCCCGCACCUGGCGAGGCUCGGUUGCGGCGCCCGCUGUCCUCCAGGGCAUGGCGCGCGUGAAGACGGGGUCUCUCAGCCGCAAGGACCGCCUGUGAGUCGGCGAGCAGAGGACCGAGUGGGAGCGCGACCGCGCGCACGAUGCUUGUCCGGGCGGAGACGAAAGCCGCUUGGCGCGCGGUGGCCCUGGCUCUGCUGCUGCUCCCCGCUGUGCCUGCAGCCGCUCCGCCGCGACCCCCGCGCCCGCUGCAGCCGAACAUGCCCCAUGUGUGUGCUGAGCAGAAGCUGACCCUGGUGGGCCACCGCCAGCCCUGUGUGCAAGCCUUCAGCCGCAUAGUGCCCGUGUGGAGAUCAGACUGUGGGCAGCAGGCAUGGUGUGUUGGCCAAGAGCGCAGGACUGUCUACUAUAUGAGCUAUAGGCAGGUGUAUGCCACGGAGGCCCGCACUGUGUUCAGGUGCUGCCCAGGGUGGAGCCAGAAGCCUGGCCAAGAGGGCUGCCUCUCAGAUGUAGAUGAGUGUGCCAAUGCCAAUGGGGGCUGUGAAGGCCCAUGCUGCAACACUGUGGGCGGUUUUUACUGCCGCUGCCCACCUGGCUACCAGCUGCAGGGGGAUGGCAAAGCCUGCCAAGAUGUGGACGAGUGUCGUGCACACAAUGGUGGUUGCCAGCAUAGGUGUGUGAAUACCCCUGGCUCUUACCUCUGUGAGUGCAAACCUGGCUUCCGGCUCCACACAGACGGCAGGACCUGCCUAGCCAUCAGCUCUUGCACUCUGGGAAAUGGUGGCUGCCAGCAUCAGUGUGUCCAGCUCACAGUGACACAGCACCGCUGUCAGUGCCGGCCCCAGUACCAGCUGCAGGAGGAUGGCAGGCGCUGUGUGCGGAGAAGCCCGUGUGCAGAUGGCAAUGGUGGCUGCAUGCACGUAUGCCAGGAGCUCCGAGGCCUUGCCCACUGUGGCUGCCACACAGGUUACCAGCUUGCUGCAGACCGCAAGGCCUGUGAAGAUGUGGAUGAAUGUGCCGUGGGGCUGGCCCAGUGUGCUCACGGCUGCCUCAACACUCAGGGAUCCUUUAAAUGCGUGUGCCACGCAGGCUAUGAGCUGGGUGCUGAUGGCCGGCAGUGCUACCGAAUUGAGAUGGAGAUUGUGAACAGCUGCGAGGCUGGCAAUGGCGGCUGCUCACAUGGCUGCAGUCACACUAGCACCGGACCCCUGUGCACCUGCCCUCAUGGUUACGAGCUGGAUGAAGACCAGAAGACCUGCAUUGACAUUGACGACUGUGCCAACUCUCCAUGCUGCCAGCAGGUGUGUGCCAACACCCCUGGUGGGUAUGAGUGCAGCUGCUAUGCUGGCUACCGGCUCAACACUGACGGCUGUGGUUGUGAGGAUGUUGACGAGUGUGCCUCUGGUCACAGCGGCUGCGAGCAUCACUGCUCUAAUCUGGCUGGCUCCUUCCAGUGCUUCUGUGAGGCUGGAUUCCGGUUGGACGAGGACCGGAGGGGCUGCACCCCCCUAGAAGAGUCCGUGGUGGACCUGGAUGGCCAGCUGCCCUUUGUGCGGCCCCUGCCCCACGUCGCAGUGCUGAGGGAUGAGCUUUCACAACUCUUCCAGGAUGACUAUGGGGCUGAGGAGGCGGCGGCGGCAGAGUUGCGGGGAGAGCACACGCUCACUGAGAAGUUUGUCUGCCUGGACCACUCCUUUGGCCAUGACUGCAGCCUGACCUGUGAUGACUGCAGGAACGGAGGGACAUGCUUCCCGGGCCUGGAUGGCUGUGACUGCCCAGAGGGCUGGACGGGGAUCAUCUGCAAUGAGACUUGCCCUCCAGACACCUUCGGGAAGAAUUGUAGCUCUCCCUGCAUCUGUCAGAAUGGUGGAACCUGUGACCCGGUGUCAGGAGCCUGCCGCUGUCCCCCGGGUGUCAGUGGAACCCACUGUGAGGACGGCUGCCCCAAGGGCUUCUACGGCAAACAUUGUCGUAAGAAAUGCCACUGUGCUAACCGGGGCCGGUGCCACCGCCUCUACGGGGCCUGCCUCUGUGACCCAGGGCUCUAUGGCCGCUUCUGCCAUCUUGCCUGCCCUCCCUGGGCCUUUGGGCCGGGCUGUUCCGAGGAUUGCCGCUGUGAGCAGUCACACACGCGGUCUUGUAACCCGAGGGACGGCAGCUGCUCCUGCAAGCCUGGCUUCCAGGGGGAGCACUGCCAGUCAGAGUGUGAGCCAGGCUUCUUUGGGCCUGGCUGCAGACACCAUUGCACCUGCCCAUCGGGUGUGGCCUGUAACCCUGUGAGUGGCGAGUGUCCCACGCAGUGUCCUCCUGGCUACCACGGGGAGGACUGUGGCCAAGAGUGCCCAGUAGGAACAUUUGGUGUGAACUGCUCAGGUUCCUGCUCCUGUGUGGGGGCCCCCUGCCAUCGGGUCACAGGACAGUGUCUGUGCCCACCAGGGAAGACUGGGGAGGACUGUGGAGCAGAUUGUCCCGAGGGCCGUUGGGGGCUUGGCUGUCAGGAGAUCUGCCCUGCAUGUGAACAUGGUGCCAACUGCGACCCUGAGACUGGAGCCUGCCUGUGCCUCCCUGGCUUUGUUGGCAGCCGCUGCCAGGAUGCUUGCCCAGCAGGCUGGUUUGGAACCGGCUGCCAGAUGAGGUGUGCUUGUGCCAAUGACGGACACUGCCACCCAGCCACUGGACGCUGUAGCUGCGCCCCUGGGUGGACUGGCCUCAGCUGUCAGAGAGCCUGUGACAAUGCACAUUGGGGGCCCGAUUGCAUCCACCCUUGCAACUGCAGUGCAGGCCGUGGGAGCUGUGAUGCCAUCAGUGGCCUGUGCCUGUGUGAGGCUGGCUAUGAAGGUCCCCAGUGUGAGCAGUUGUGUCGCCAGGGGUACUUUGGACCUAACUGUGAGCAGAAGUGCAAGUGUGAGCAUGGGGCAACCUGUGACCAUGUCAGUGGGGCCUGUACCUGCCCAGCCGGCUGGAGGGGAAGUUUCUGUGAGCACGCCUGUCCUGCUGGCUUCUUUGGGUUAGACUGUGGCAGUGCCUGCAACUGCUCUGCUGGGGCCUCAUGUGAUGCUGUGACCGGCUCCUGCAUCUGCCCAGCUGGCCGCUGGGGCCCACACUGUGCCCAGGCUUGCCCGUCCCUCACCUAUGGGCUUAACUGCAGUCAAGUUUGUACCUGUUUCAAUGGGGCCUCCUGUGACCCUGUCCAUGGGCAAUGCCACUGUGCCCCUGGCUGGAUGGGACUCGCCUGCCUGCAGGCCUGCCCCACUGGGCUGUACGGCAAGAACUGUCAGCACUCCUGUCUCUGCCGAAAUGGAGGGAGCUGUGACCCCAUCUUGGGCCAGUGCACGUGCCCAGAGGGCUGGACCGGCUUGGCCUGUGAGAAAGAGUGCCUUCCUGGACACUACGGAGCUGGCUGUCAGCUUAGCUGCAAUUGCCUUAAUGGGGGCAUGUGCGACCCACUCACGGGCCACUGCCUCUGCCCAGCUGGCUGGACUGGGGACAAGUGUCAGAGCCCCUGUGCCAAGGGCAUGUUUGGGGUUCACUGUGAGGAGCAUUGUACCUGCCGGAGAGGUGCCACCUGCCACCAUGUCACGGGGGCCUGCCUCUGUCCCCCAGGAUGGAGGGGCUCACACUGUGAGGAUGCCUGUCCAUAUGGCUGGUUUGGAGAGGCCUGUGCCCAGCAUUGCCACUGCCCACCUGGUGCCUCCUGCCACCAUGUUACUGGGGAGUGCCAUUGUCCACCUGGCUUCACUGGACCUGGCUGCGAGCAGGCCUGCCAGCCUGGCACCUUUGGAAAGGACUGUGGGCACCUCUGCCAAUGUCCUGGUGAGACCUGGGCCUGCCACCCUGCUUCAGGGGCCUGCGUAUGUGCUGCUGGUUACCAUGGCACUGACUGUCGGCAACGAUGCCCUCCUGGGCGCUAUGGGCCAGGCUGUGCACAAGUUUGUAAGUGUCUCAAUGGUGGUUCCUGCAACACAGCCACGGGAGCGUGCCACUGCCCUGCCGGGUUCCUCGGGGCCGACUGCAGCCUUGCCUGCCCACAGGGUCGCUUCGGCCCCAGUUGUGCCCAUGUGUGUGCAUGUGGGCAAGGGGCGGCCUGUGACCCUGCGUCAGGGACUUGCAUCUGUUCUCCUGGGAAGACUGGAGUCCACUGUGAACAUGGGUGUCCCCAGGAUCGGUUUGGCAAGGACUGUGAGCUCAAGUGUGCCUGCAGAAAUGGGGGUCUGUGUGAUGUUACUAAUGGCAGCUGUUCCUGUCCCCUGGGCUGGAUGGGGCCACACUGCGAGCAGGCCUGUCCUGCUGGGCGCUAUGGUGCUGCCUGCCUUCUGGGGUGUUCCUGUCAGAACAAUGGUACCUGUGAGCCCACCACGGGUGCUUGCCACUGUGGCCCUGGCUUCUAUGGUCAAGCUUGUGAGCACUCCUGCCCCGCUGGCUUCUAUGGAUCUGGUUGCCAGGGAGUCUGUGAGUGUCAACAGGGAGCCCCCUGCGACCCUGUCAGUGGCCAGUGCCUCUGCCCUGCUGGCUUCCAUGGCCAGUUCUGUGAGAGGGGGUGCAAGCCAGGCUUUUUUGGAGAGGGCUGCCGGCAGCAGUGUAACUGCAACAAAGGUGUGCCCUGUGAUUCCAUCAGUGGCCUCUGCCUUUGCCCACCGGGGCGCACAGGAGCUACAUGUGACCAGGAUUGCAGAAGGGGCCGCUUUGGGCCUGGCUGUGCCCUGCGCUGUGACUGUGGGGGUGGGGCUGGCUGCGACCCCAUCAGUGGGCAGUGCCAUUGCGUGGACAACUACACAGGGCCCACUUGCCAGGAAGUGGCUACACAGCCAUCCUCCAGCAGCCCAGCACCCCAGCAGCCCAGCAGCAGGGCCAUGAGGCACUAGUUCAUGGAAUCCCCACAGAGGACCACUACCAUGUUCCAGCCCAAGGCACUGAGAGGACAUGUGUGGACCUAGGACUCCUGGUUCCAUACCUCUUCUGGAAAGCUAUGGAUCUCUGUGGAGGGCUGUGGAGAGCCUCAAGGUCACGGGGAAGAAGGCCUCAAGUGGACACAGUGAACCCAGGGAAGUGGACCAGGCCUCAGGCCACCGUUUACAUGGGAACCCUGCAGGCUAUGCUGAGGAAUCCUGGCUCUCUUUAGGGACCUGGGUUGGGACCAAGGCAGGAGUUGGCAAGGCCCCACCUGCCUGGCAGGUCCUUCUGGUGCUAGGCCAUGGACUGCUGCAGCCAGCCAACUGUUUACCUGGAAACGUAGUCCAGCCCAUAUUUAUGUAAAGGUAUUUAUGGGCAGCUCCACUUGCCAUUGUGGCCCUAGGUCAGCUGGAAGCUACCCCAUCCCAGAAGCUUGGACUCAGGCCAGUGGGCUGUGGGGUCUCCAGAGUUUUGUAAAGUCCUAUGAGUUAAAGGCACAGUGGUGUCCUCGUG
Messenger RNA from Peromyscus californicus insignis, 5529 nucleotides. RefSeq names its product multiple EGF like domains 6 (gene Megf6). Lineage: Eukaryota; Metazoa; Chordata; Mammalia; Rodentia; Cricetidae. Bases 270 to 4988 code for a protein of 1572 amino acids. The record is from RefSeq and is a predicted model, not a curated record. The transcript is spliced from 37 exons. Gene Ontology annotation, molecular function: calcium ion binding; protein binding.